UGAAGAGACUCCAUCUCCUAGUAGUUCUGAUACUGCACUACUUUCUUCACCUUUGCAUAGCCGAAGGAGCGCCUGGAACUCUCUGCGGCAAAACCCAGAUCGACCCGCCUUUUUCGAACUUGAAUUCGACCGAGGCAUCUCCAUUGAGUAGGAUGAUUCUCUGCAGAUCUCAGAAGCCAUAUUUCAGAACAUCUCUUGGUCUUUUCCGGAUUUCCUCCAUUGACUACACCAACAAACUACUGACCAUCUCACACCAACCGUCUUGUUCAUCUCAAUCCCAUUUGUUCUUUCCUUCACUUCUCACUGCUGGUUUUCCCCCGCCUCCGCACCCAAACUCACUCCUCCUCCUCAACUGCAGCGAUACAAGACUCCCCAUAAUGUCGACUCUUAUCCAUAAUUGCACUAAUUUUCAUACAUGCCGAGUUCUUCCAGAAACUCCAGGGCAACCAACUGAACCUCUUGAUUCAUGCUUGCUUAUUCAUGAUCUCGAAAAGCUUGAGAAUGGUAUUGAUCCUAAGGCCCUGAACUGCUCCAGUUACAGAUGGGUAUACAAGAACAAUGCUACUAAUGAUGGUACUGAGUCGGAGGACUACAAAGGGUAUGAGCUUGGGACGAGGAUAUCAUUCGACAUUCCAGAUCACGUGCCGAACAUCUGCAACGAGUGUGAAAAGCCUAAUGGAAACUGCGGUGUGGGAUUAAGGUGCAUUUGCCAUCCAAGGGAGUGCAGGGAUAAGGUCAUCUCAGGAGGAAGUGCAUCAUCCAAGUCCUUUGGUAGUGUCCUCUUCUGUUUCCUUGCUCUCCGUUUGGUUCUAUUCAUUUGAGAAUCUGCUGGUGCACUGGUAAUGAACAGACCAAGAUUAUUAGACAA
This is a messenger RNA of Syzygium oleosum, 868 nucleotides long. RefSeq lists its product as uncharacterized. The record is from RefSeq and is a predicted model, not a curated record. NCBI's taxonomy places the organism in Eukaryota, Viridiplantae, Streptophyta, Magnoliopsida, Myrtales, Myrtaceae. The transcript is spliced from 2 exons. Bases 153 to 821 code for a protein of 222 amino acids.